Molecule: messenger RNA, 1410 nt
Organism: Trichosurus vulpecula (common brushtail)
Lineage: Eukaryota; Metazoa; Chordata; Mammalia; Diprotodontia; Phalangeridae
Product: probable E3 ubiquitin-protein ligase TRIML1
Exons: 1
Coding region: 1-1410 (469 amino acids)
Molecular function (GO): zinc ion binding; protein binding
Source: RefSeq, a predicted model, not a curated record
AUGGAUGCAAGAGACUUAAUUGAAAACCUCAAGGCAGAGCUGACUUGCUCCAUCUGUCUGGGUUGCAUCACUGAUCCAGUGACUGUCAAAUGUGGCCAUUCCUUUUGCACAGGAUGUCUUCUCCAGUGCAAGGAGGGAGACGAUGAAACCUUCACCUGCCCAGAGUGCAGAGGAGUCAUCAGACACAGUGACCUGGUGCCCAACAAGCAACUGCAGAAUCUGUCCAUCACUGGUAAGAGGCUGAGAUCUCAUUUGCUGCAGAGCGUGGUGGGCCUGACCACCUGUGAUGAACAUGGGGAAAAAGAGAAGUUCUUCUGUGAGGAAGACCAGAGACUCCUCUGUGAUUCUUGUCUAUUAGCCCCAGAGCACAAGGAUCAUCAUGUCCUUCCCUUGGAAACAGUGACUGAUAAGUACAAGGACAAGCUCCAGGAGACAAGGAAUAUCUUACAGAAAAAAGAACAGGAAUUUAAAAUGUCAUUGGUCAAAGUGAGAAGAAGAAAGACACGCUUUAAGAAGGACACCUAUGAUUUGAAACAGUCCAUUAUUUCUGAAUAUGGGAGAAUGCGCCAGUUCUUACGGGAUGAACAAUGUCAGUACUUGAAAAAACUCGAUCAGGAAUCCAGAGACAGUGUGAUCAACAAACUGGAGGAAAGAAAGGCUGAGUUGUCCCAGCCAAUCCAGAACCUGCAACGGAUGAUCAUAGAAAUAGAGGAGAAUUUGGAUAAGGCACCCUUGGAAGUGCUGCAGGAUAUGACAGGCACUUUGGAAAAGAAUGAGGAAUGCCUACUUCAAAAACCAGAGCUUCCUUCCCUUGGCUGGACCCCCUACUCCAUCACAGCUUUGAGAGAAAUGCUCAUGAGUUUCCAGAGGGAUAUCACUUUUGAUCCUGAAUCAGCCAAUCCUCAUCUCACCCUGUCUGAAGACUUGAAGAAGGUCAAGUAUGGAAGUGUCCCUCAGGACCUUCCUAACAACAAAGAGAGAUUUGACUAUGUUCUCGCUGUUUUGGGGGCCCAGACCUGCACCUCAGGCAAACACUAUUGGGAAGUGGAGGUGGGAGACAAGACAGAGUGGGAAUUGGGCAUCUGUAAAGAUUCAGUCAGCAGAAAGGGGCAACUCUCCUCCUCAUCUGAGGAUGUAAGGAUCCUAGCAGGCUGCACAUCUGGAAAUUGUUCCUUCAUUUUGAAUUCACAUAAUGACUUUCAAUCGAUUCAGCCUAUACACAAAGUAGGAAUUUUUCUUGAUUAUGAAAAAGGACAUAUAGCAUUUUAUAAUGUCAUAGACAGAUGUCUCAUCUAUAGUCCCUCAAAUAUAGUCUUUGAAGGGCGUCUCCGCCCUUACUUCUCUUUUGGCAUGCCUAAGGAAGAAUGUACCCCUGGAUCACUCAUUAUCUGCCCCAUUAUUAAUGAGUAG